Molecule: messenger RNA, 632 nt
Organism: Medioppia subpectinata
Lineage: Eukaryota; Metazoa; Arthropoda; Arachnida; Sarcoptiformes; Oppiidae
Source: the annotation of a GenBank genome assembly
AUGUUAUCUUUACUUAAUAAUAAUAUAAUCUUACAAGUGUCAAAGAAAAGAAAUAUAUUGUUUGUGACGACUAGUGAUCGGGUCUAUGGGUUAGGCAUUAAUAACGAUGGAGUGUUGGGUUUGGGACACAACCGACCCAUACAUAAACCCGAAGAACUAUUGUCCUCACAUCCGAUGGACGGAGACCUCAAACCCGAUAACGUGUUGAUUGCCAACAAUAGUUACAACAAAACUAAUUAUCGAUAUAUAAAGUUAUGUGACUUCGGUUUGUCUAAAGAAGUGGAUGUAUUGAGUGAUCGAUACAAUCAAACCAAUGUUAACCACACCGGAGGUGUCGCCCAAUAUAUGGCACCCGAAGCACAGUUUGGCACCGAUUAUAACCACUUAAUAGAUGUCUAUAGUCUGGCACUCAUUGGAGCGAAAAUAUUUGGUUUCGAUUCCGACGAUAUCAGAGAUGGAGUGUAUAUUAAAUCUUAAUUUUGAAAAUAUUCUUAAUGCAAGUCUUGGGAUAAAAAUGGUUGAAAUGUACAAAUUAUUGCUAUCAAUGAGUGUUAGUGUAUAUACAAAGAGUUAUGGAAAGACUGAUUGGAGACUAAGACCCGAAUGUGACGUAAUUUUACAUAAAUUACAAG